CCAAAAUUUACAUUAGCUAAUGGCAAAGAAGAGCAAGCUGAAGGCUGCGCUCAAGCAUACCAAGCAGGCGCAUGCCAAGCACCAGGCAGCAAAACGCACGCAGGACCAGAUCGAGCAGAAGCUGGCCAGUGCAACGCAGAGCAAGCGCGGCAACAAGAAAAAGCACAAGCGCACCGCCUACUUUCCAUACACCGACAAGGACCUCAUUCUCCUGGUCGGCGAAGGCAACUUUAGCUUCGCCCAUGCCGUGGCCAGGCGCCUGGGUAGCGGCAAGAAUAUAACUGCAACCGCCUAUGACUCGCGGGAGAUCGUUGACAGAAAAUACACAGACGACGCGAGCCACCACAUUACCGAGUUCGAGAAGCUGGGCGGCACCACGCACUAUGAGGUUGACGGAACAGCACUCGAAGACUUUGAAGCGCUCAGCGGCCGAAAGUUCACGCAUAUUGUCUUCAACUUCCCUCACGCUGGAGCUGGGAUCAAAGACCAGGCACGCAAUAUCCAGACGAACCAGCUGCUGAUGAUCGGGUUCUUCCGCAGUGCGAUUCAGUUCCUGACGGAGGGUGUUGAUACAAGACAGAGCAGGCCACAGAGGCGCCAGAGACGGAGGCCAAAGGGCGACCAGUCCGACGAUGACGACGAAGAGGAGGACGAGCAGCAGCAGGAGUCGUUCGACUUUGAGGGUGCCAAGGCCCACGUUGUCACGUAUGCUGCCUCUGACGACGAGGACGACGAGGGGCCGGUGGAGGAUGCUGGUGAGGGAGAGCCGUUUGAGCCCAACCUGAACCGGCCCGGGCAGAUCUUGGUAUCGCUAAAGUCCGGUCCGCCGUACUCGCAUUGGAAUGUCCGCCAGCUGGCCAAGGAAUGCGGCCUACGUGCGCGCAGCACACAUCCAUUCGAGAUUGCGGCCUAUCCGGGAUACGAGCACCGGCGCACUCUGGGCUUCAAGGAAGGGUUGUCCAAGGACGAGAACCAGGAGAUUCGCGACAAGGAGCCGCAUGUCUAUACCUUUGUAGCUAAGCCUAGGCAAGAGGAGGAGGGCGACGACAAUGCAGAGUCUGCGUCUGCGCCGACGGGCUAUACUUCCCAGGCCAGAGGCAAGCGGUCGCUGGGCGUCAACUCCGAGUCGUUUGAUGGCAUGUCAGCGCCCUCCAAAAAGCGCAGGCGUUGAGAGCACAAAAAGGGCAUCUGAGCUUUUCCGCAGUCGCCGUAUUUUUUUCUCUCGAGAUACAUUGGAUUCGCGUAGCUGCUGCUGCUCGACCCCCAUCUUGGCUCCGUCUUUUUUAUUUUUCACUUUUAGCGCAAAUUGAAUAGCAAUGGUAACGAGCGAAAUUCGGCGAACGCAUCGUUUCCGCACGAGGGGACCCUUAGGGCACGCACGCUCACUGCAUGCUCGCUUUGUUGUAGGGACCGCGGUUGACUAUUGACGAGAAGCGCAAGCGCAUGAUGGACAUAUUCCAC
Messenger RNA from Linderina pennispora, 1461 nucleotides. RefSeq lists its product as uncharacterized. Gene Ontology annotation, molecular function: rRNA (uridine-N3-)-methyltransferase activity. Gene Ontology annotation, cellular component: cytoplasm. The coding region runs from base 20 to 1171 and encodes 383 amino acids. The record is from RefSeq and is a predicted model, not a curated record. Gene Ontology annotation, biological process: rRNA base methylation. Lineage: Eukaryota; Fungi; Kickxellomycota; Kickxellomycetes; Kickxellales; Kickxellaceae. The transcript has a single exon.